UCGCAAACGACCCAUCUCUAUUGGCUAGAAAUACUCUUCAAAGGGCAAGGAACGCAACAUAAAUUUUUAAAGGCGCUUUCCAUCAACAUAUACUAUAAUAGGGAUAUAGCUGAAGAAAAUGGCUGUAGUUUAAUUAGCAAGAUGUAUAGACCUAAUUUGAUGUUUUUUGUUUUAUAUUUUUCACUAGAAUGUAUUUGCCGGAGCCAAAGCGACAUCUACUCCCUGAAUUACAUCUACACUGCCCUGUCAAAGCCACUAGAAUUGCCUGGUAUCCAUGAGUUUACUGCCAUGGGUCUGAUGAAUGACAAACAGAUUGAUUACUAUGACAGUGUGGCAAAGAAGAAGAUUCCCAAACAGGCCUGGAUGAGGGAGAAGCUGCCAGCAGACUACUGGGAUAAAGGCACUCAGUCACGCAAGAGCAAGGAGCAGUGGUUCAAAGUUAAUGUCGAUAUCUUGAUGAAGCGCAUGAGGCACAACAACACUGAUGUGCAUAUCCUUCAGUGGAAACAUGGCUGUGAGAUUGACCGACAGAGUGACGGCACAUUGAAAUUCAUAAAGGGCACAGACCAGUACAGCUACGAUGGUGAUGACUUCCUGGCCUUUGAUGAUGCCAAUAUGCAGUGGGUGGCCCCAGUUGUUCAAGCUCAGCCGACUAAGAGGAAGUGGGACGGGGUCCAGAUCCUCAACCAGUACACCAAAGGCUACCUGGAGAAGGAGUGUGUGGACUGGCUUUCCAAAUUCAUGAAUUAUGAGGACAAAGAAUUCAGUAGGGCUGAUUCCCCUCCAAGGGUCUAUGUAUUUGCUAAAAAGGCCAAAACUGCAGGACAUGUCCGACUCAUCUGCAUGGCCACAGGUUUCUAUCCCAAAGAUGUGAUUAUGCAAAUGAAGAAGAAUGGAGUUCCAUUGACCGAACGUGAUGGAGUGCAGUCUACAGGAGUCCUACCCAAUGAUGAUGACACCUACCAGAUCAGGAUGAGUGUGCAGAUCCCAGAGGCAGAUAAGGAAACUUAUGAAUGCUCUGUCGACCAUAGAACAUUGAAGGCGCCAAUUGUGGGAAAAUGGGAUGGAAUAUGUUGUGAUUGCAGUAGUUUCGGUGCUGUAGUCAUUGGGGCAGUCAUCGCCAUUAUUGUAGUUCUGAUCUUGGUUUCGGUGGUCCUGUUUGUUCUGCACAAAAGCGGGACAAUUGUGAUUCCUGGCUUGAAAACUACAGAUCAAGGCAGCCAGAACGCAGAGUCCUCAGACAGAGGCAGUGAGGAGGAUGUUAAGAAGUCAAUGCUGCCUCAGGAAAAUGACCGUUUUUGGCCAAACUUCCUGACCGGACCAUGAAGGACAGUCAAUUCAUUUCAUAAUUUUAUAGUAUGGCUAGAGCUGUUUCGGUGUGGCCACGAGUCAUGACAGCAGUCAAAUUCCACAUGACCUUUUAGUUACGCUAAUUAGACUUCUCCAAGCUCUGAUGCUGCUGAUGGUCAUUAGUAGCCUACCAAACUGGCCAACUAUUGUCCCUUUUAAUCACUCUGAGAUUAAUGCAAAUCUAAUCAAACACUUCAUGAGAGCUCAUGUUGCUCAAAUAUUUCUAUAGGCUAUGCAAUUGCGUGAGAAAACAGCAUGAUGGUCAUUAUAAAAAAAUAGGAUUCCAUCAGCUUUCCAUAUGCUAGGCCUACUAUUUUAUUUG
Messenger RNA from Oncorhynchus kisutch (coho salmon), 1672 nucleotides. Its product is annotated as class I histocompatibility antigen, F10 alpha chain-like. Gene Ontology annotation, cellular component: external side of plasma membrane. The record is from RefSeq and is a predicted model, not a curated record. Lineage: Eukaryota; Metazoa; Chordata; Actinopteri; Salmoniformes; Salmonidae. Bases 142 to 1326 code for a protein of 394 amino acids. The transcript is spliced from 8 exons. Gene Ontology annotation, biological process: immune response.